Messenger RNA from Chelonoidis abingdonii (Abingdon island giant tortoise), 3081 nucleotides. Lineage: Eukaryota; Metazoa; Chordata; Testudines; Testudinidae. The record is from RefSeq and is a predicted model, not a curated record.
AUGAGUGAAGACAAGACCCCCACUGACAUCAUUGUGCAGGAACUGGAGGAUCUCGAAAAGAAAGAUUUUAAAAAAUUUAAACACAAAUUAUCUGAUUUUCGCUAUGAGGGGACGAAACGUAAAAUCCCCCGGGGCAAGCUGGAGAAUGCCGACGAAAUGGACGUGGCCAGUCUCCUGAUAGAGUUCUAUGGCGAAGACAGUGCAGUGAACGUAGCGAUCGAAAUCUUCACCAAGAUCGGUCUGAAAAACUCUGCCGUGAAACUCCAAGAGGAAAAAGAGACAGUAGAUUACAGACCAAAGUAUAAGGAACAUAUACGAGAAAAAUACCAACUAAUAGAAGAGAGGAACAAUCAAAUUGGAGAGUGUGUGGAACUAAACACAAGAUACACAAAGCUGUUGAUUGUAAAGGAACAUCGUGACCAGAAGGAGAGAAAGCACGAAAUAAGAGCCAAAGGGAAAGAGCAUGCAGAAAUCAUGGCAAAGCGAGCUAGUUCUACUAAACUGGAGACUUUAUUCGAUGCAAGUGGAAACAGGCAAACACCACUGAGAACCUUUGUGCUGCAGGGAGCUGCUGGGAUUGGAAAAACAAUGUUAGCCAAGAAGCUCAUGGUAGACUGGGCAUUUGGAAAACUCUAUCCCGGCAAGUUUGAUUACAUCUUCUACAUCAAUAGCAGGGAAAUGAACUGUAUUUCUGAGCGUCGAAGUGUCGCGGAUCUGAUUUUAAACAAUUGUCCUGACAGAAACGCACCCAUCAAAGAUAUUUUGGUGAAUCCAGAGAAGCUUUUGUUCAUAAUUGAUGGUUUUGAUGUACUUAAAUUUUCCUUUGAUCAGCAAGAAAGUAGCCUGUGCACUGAUCCCUGUCAGACAAAGCCAGUGGAAAUCAUACUGAGCAGUUUAUUAAGGAAAACAAUUCUUCCAAAAUCCUACUUAAUAAUCACUACCAGACCAACUGCUCUGGAUAAACUCCGGCAGUGUCUGAAGUUUCCCCAUAUUGCAACAAUCCUGGGAUUCUCUGAAGAGGACAGGAAGGAGUAUUUCUGCAAAUUCUUUGCAAAUGCCAUCCAAGCAAAACAAGCUCUAGAUUUUGUAAAAGAGAAUGAAAUGCUCUUCACCAUGUGUUUUGCUCCCAUCGUGUGCUGGAUCCUGUGCACGGUGAUGAAACAACAGAUGGAGAGCGGAGAAGAUCUAGCCAAAAGCUCAAAAACAACCACCUCAGUAUACAUGCUCUUUCUGUCCAGUUUAUUAGAUAACCAUUCCACUUCAAAGGAAUCCGUGCACACUGACUUGAAGAAGCUAUGCUCCCUCGCUGCAGAUGGGAUCUUGAACAAUAAAAUACUCUUUGAAGAAGAAGAUGCAAGGAAGCAUGGUUUGGAUGGAUCUGACAUUCAGUCCCUCUUUCUCACUAAGAAUAUUUUCCAAAAAGAUAUCGGCUUUGAAAGCAUCUACAGCUUCAUUCACUUAAGUUUCCAAGAGUUCUUUGCAGCUUUGUUCUAUCUUUUGGUGGAAGAUGAAGAAAAAGGGUGUGAUUCAGUGACUCUGAAGAAAGAUGUGAAUGAAAUUUUGAAAAAUUAUGGAAAAUCUAGAGAUAAUUCUUUAACCUUGACAGUACGUUUCCUGUUUGGUCUCUUAAACAAAGAGAGAAUGAAUCACACAGAAAAAAUCUUUGGCUGUAAAAUUUCACCUGAAAUUAAACAGGAUUUAUUGAAGUGGUUUGGAUCUGUAGCAAAAAGAAGCUGUGGUCUGACCUUCAGAUCCCUCCAGGAAAAACGAUUCCAGCUUGAGUUGCUUCACUGUUUGUAUGAAAUUCAGGAAGAAGAGUUUGUCAAAAGUGCAAUGGAUCAUUUCCAAGAAAUUGGACUGAGCAAUAUUAACUUUACAAAAAUUGACCACAUGGUUCUUUCAUUCUGCAUAAAGAAUUGUCGUAAUGAGCAGUCACUCUCUCUGAAUGAUUGUACAUUUGGACUGGAAGAGCAGGAGGAAAGACAAGAGUCAGUGCUACGAAAGGAGUUGGCGGAGAAGGAGCCAAAAUAUUCCCCACCUCAUCUUUUGUGUCAAGCACUGAAGGAUCUAGAGUGUAAACUAAAGAAAAUAUCCUUAGGCUGCUGCCGUCUCACCUCGGCUUGUUGUGAGGAUCUCGCCUCUGCUCUCAAGACAAACCAGUCCUUGAAAGAGCUGGACCUGAGCGGUAACAAACUGGGGGAAACAGGGAUUAAAUUGCUCUGUAAGGGACUGAAACAUCAAAACUGCGGUGUUCAGAAACUGGGGCUGAGGGGUCGCAGUCUCACUGCUACUUCCUUGGGCGAUCUCGCCUCUGUGCUCACUAAAAACCAGAGCCUGACAGAGCUGGACCUGAGCUAUAGUAAAUGGGGAGAUUUAGGAGUGAAGCUGCUGUACAAAGCACUGAAGCAUCCAAACUGUAAACUACAGAAAAUAAAGCUGGAGUGUUGCCUUCUCACAGCUGCUUGUUGUGAUGACCUUGCCUCUGUUCUCACUACCAACCAGACCCUGACGGAGCUGGACCUGAGAAAUAAUGAGCUGAGGGAUUCUGGAGUGAAACAUCUGUGUGCCGGACUGAAACGAGAGAACUGUAAAAUACAGAAGCUCGUGCUGUCGAACUGUUAUUUCACAGGAGUUUGUUGUGGGGCUUUCUCUGCCGUUCUCAGUAAAAGCCAGUCCCUGAGAGAGCUGGACGUGUGCUAUAAUAAACUGGGAGAUGCAGGAAUGAAGCUGCUGUGUGAUGGGCUGAGACAGCCAGACUGCAAACUACAGAAACUAAGGCUGACUGGGUGUGGUCUGACACCUGCUUGUUGUGAAGAUCUCUCUGUUGUCAUAACUACAAACCAGUCACUGACAGAGCUGAAUAUCAAUCAUGAUGCGCUGGGAGAUUCGGGAAUGAAACGACUGCAUGAUGGACUGAACAGCACAAGCUGUAAGCUGCAGAUGCUAAUCUUGAAUGGAGAAGCUAUUAAGAGAGAUGGAGAUGGCAAGGGUGAUGAAGAGGGCUAUAAUGGUGAUGAAGACUGCAAUGGUGAUGACGGGUAUAGUGGCGAUGAAGACUACAAUCCUGAAGAUCAUCUCUGA